UUAAUGCAUGAAAAACACCCAACUUUAUUAUUAGAGCUAAGUCUAAAUUAAGUACUUCUUCACUUUCUUUUAUAAGACUAAUUAAUAGUAUUUUUAUUAUGGACACAAUAGAUCAAUCAGUUUCUAGAGGUAUGAGUGGUCGUGACACAAAUGAACUGACCUCUAGUUUGAAUCCCAAACCUCAAGCUGAGGAUAACACUUCAGGUUUCUGGGCUCUAUAUAAGGACCACUUCGAACCUGGUCUUUUUAGAAAGAUGUUGGCUGAGGUGGUAUCAACGUUCCUGCUGGUGUUCAUGACAUGUGCUGCGGCUGCCAUUAAUGGAAGCGAUGAACGGAGAAUAUCGCAACUGGGAGCAUCGGUUGCCGGUGGUCUUAUCGUGACGGUGAUGAUUUACUCUGUUGGUCACAUCUCCGGUGCACAUAUGAACCCUGCUGUUACUAUUGGUUUUGCAUCUUUUCUCCGCUUCCCAUGGAAACAGGUGCCAUUCUAUGCAUUAUCUCAAUUCACAGGAGCAAUUGCAGCAGCAUUUACACUACGUGCACUUCUGGACCCAAUAGAUCGAAUUGGGACGACAACACCUUCUGGGAGUGAUGUUAGGGCUUUGAUAAUGGAGAUUGUUGUCACUUUUAACAUGAUGUUUAUCACUUCUGCUGUUGCAACUGAUGCUAAAGCCGUGGGAGAGCUGGCUGGUUUGGCUGUUGGUUCAUCAGUUUGUAUAACAUCAAUUGUUGCUGGGCCAGUUUCAGGUGGAUCUAUGAACCCAGCAAGAACAUUAGGACCAGCAAUUGCAAGUAGAGAGUUCAAAGGGCUUUGGGUGUACUUUAUAGGUCCAGUUGCGGGAACAUUGCUUGGUUCAUAUGUUUAUAAGGUCAUUCAGUUGAGUGAGCGUAAGCCCAUCAUUUCUCCCACCUUUUCGCUCAGACUUCGUCGUAUGAUGAGCACUACUACUACUGACACUCCCCACCUUGACAACAAACGCCCAUCUACUUCUGUUUAAUUCAAAUAAAAAUACUAUUUAUUAGUAUGUUUGUUUGGUUUGGUUGUUUGUUAAUUUUAGUCACCAAAAAUAAAAUUAAUUAAUGACUCGGUUGGAUCGAUCGAUCAGUGAUUAAUUGUAUGCAUGUGUUUGAAAGUGAUCACAUAUAUUGUUGUAUAUUGUGAGUACUGUUUCUCUAGCUAUAGCUUAAUUAUAAGAAUCUAUUAAUGCUUUAAAUUAUGUGUGUAAGAUCUUGCGACUGAAAGGUGUAAUAUAUAUAUAUGCAUGGCUACAAAUGUGAAUAAAGACUUUCUAUCGAAAUUUCUU
Molecule: messenger RNA, 1304 nt
Organism: Cannabis sativa
Lineage: Eukaryota; Viridiplantae; Streptophyta; Magnoliopsida; Rosales; Cannabaceae
Product: aquaporin NIP2-2-like
Exons: 5
Coding region: 99-998 (299 amino acids)
Biological process (GO): transmembrane transport
Cellular component (GO): membrane
Molecular function (GO): channel activity
Source: RefSeq, a predicted model, not a curated record